UAUCUUGAGGUUACGAAUCGUUUCAAAUCGGAAUUAAUUCUUUAUUUCAAAUACUUGUAUGUUUACAAAUCAGUAUAUUCCUAAAAGUGAUUUAAAAAGUAGUGAAAAUGCCGAAGGAACAAUUUCGCGAGACAGACGUGGCGAGAAAAAUCUCCCACAUCAGUUUUGGGGUCGAAAGCGCCGAAUCCAUGCAACAACAGUCACACAUCCACGUGGUUGCGAAAAAUUUGUACAACCAAGACAUCCAGCGAACACCCAUAGCCUACGGAGUGUUAGACAAACGACUGGGAACAAACUCCAAGGAGUCCCCUUGCCAAACAUGCGGCAAAAACAUAAACUUAUGUGUGGGCCACUUCGGCUACAUCGAUCUAGAACUUCCCGUAUUUCACGUAGGCUACUUCAGAAGCAUCAUCAGCAUCCUCCAAACGAUAUGCAAAAACUGUGCACGCGUUCUUCUCAACGAAGAGGAAAAAAGCCAGUUCAGAAUUCGUCUCUCCAACGACAAUCUCAGCUACAUGGUGAAAAAAGCCAUCAGGAAGAAAAUCGUAGAGAAGUGUAAAAAAUUAACGAAAUGCCCGCACUGUAAAUUCGACAACGGGUUCGUGAAGAAGUUGACAGCCGGUAAAGGAAGCACCGGAGGAUCGGUUUUGAAAAUCGUCUGCGAGAAACACGGGGGCGCCAAUAAGGAAAACAUGAUGAAAAAUCACAUAGAAAAAUUUAACUCGGCCAUUGAGACUAACCCUGAGAUUAAAAAUGCUCUGACUGCAAGCAACAACGUGUCGCAGAUUUUCACACCGAUUGACGUUUUGAAGUUGUUUGAGAGAAUUCCACAGAGUGACAUUCCGCUACUUGCUAUGGACACAAGACGGUCACAACCAAAAGAUUUAAUAUUUACGCGAAUGUUGGUACCGCCUGUAUCCAUCCGUCCGUCCGUAGUUUCAGAUUUAAAAGCCGGAACGAACGAAGACGACCUAACCAUGAGACAAUCCGAAAUAAUUUUUAUUAACGACGUCAUCAAAAAACACAAAUUGUCUGGAGCUUCAGUCAACAUGUACCAGGAAGGCUGGGACUUUCUCCAAUUACAAACCGCUCUCUACAUCAACAGCGAAUUAUCCGGAGUCCCUUUAGCAAUGAUGCCUAAAAAACCAGGACGCGGUCUCGUGCAACGCCUCAAAGGCAAACAAGGUCGCUUUCGCGGGAACCUUUCAGGAAAACGCGUCGAUUUUUCCUCGAGGACUGUAAUUUCGCCGGACCCGAAUUUGCAGAUUGAUCAAGUUGGCGUUCCGUUGCAUGUCGCUAAAAUUUUAACCUACCCAGAGAGGGUGAUUCACGCGAAUAUCGACCACAUGAGGCAGUUGGUGAUCAAUGGACCCGAUAAGUGGCCCGGCGCCAAUUACGUCCAGCAGAAAGGGUCAGCGUUUAAGAAGUUUUUGAAAUACGGAAAUAGGGAGAAGUUGGCGCAGGAGUUGAAACUGGGGGAUUUGGUGGAGCGGCACUUGCGCAAUGGCGACGUGGUUUUGUUCAACAGGCAGCCGAGCUUGCACAAGUUGUCCAUUAUGGCGCAUAGGGCGCAAAUACACAAACAUAGGACGUUCAGAUUUAACGAAUGCGUGUGCAAUCCAUACAACGCCGACUUUGACGGCGACGAAAUGAACUUGCACUUGCCUCAAACAGAAGAAGCCAAAGCUGAGGCACUAAUUCUAAUGGGGAAUAAAAGUAAUCUAGUGACCCCUAGAAACGGCGAAUUGUUAAUAGCCGCCACCCAGGACUUCUUAACCGGGGGUUACCUCCUAACCAAAAAAGACACCUUCUUGGAUAAAGCCCACGCUUCUCAGUUAGCGGCGACUCUUCUGGCAGAGGGCGACACUAACAUGCAGAUUGAUUUACCAACACCUUGUAUAUUAAAGCCCAAAGCGCUCUGGUCCGGCAAACAAAUCUGCAGCCUCAUCUUCCGCCCCAACAAAAAGUGCCCCAUUAAGGCCAACCUGGAAGCCAAAGGCAAAUCCUACACGAAAAACCGCGAGCUCUGCGUCAAAGACUCGUAUGUCAUAGUACGAAACUCGGAACUCAUUUCGGGGACUCUGGACAAAAGCCACCUCGGAAACGGUGGCAAAGGCAGCAAUAUUUUUUACGUUAUUUUGCGAGAUUUUGGCCAGGAACACGCAAUCAAAGCCAUGUGGAGAUUGGCCAAACUCACGUCGUGCUACCUCAUGAAUAGCGGAUUUUCAAUCGGAAUCGGGGACGUCACACCCAGUCAAGGUCUCCUACGACGGAAACACAAGCUUUUGGAAGACGGGUACACGAAGUGUGACGAAUUCAUCCGACAGAUGGCGGACGGGCGGCUGCAGUGUCAGCCGGGGUGUACCGCUGAAGAGACUCUAGAGGCUGUUAUUCUGAAGGAGUUGUCGGUUAUUCGGGAGCACGCAGGACAGGCGUGUUUGGCCGAGUUGCCACCUACUAAUAGUCCAUUGAUUAUGGCGCUAUCCGGCUCAAAAGGAUCGUUUAUUAAUAUUUCUCAGAUGAUAGCGUGCGUGGGGCAGCAGGCCUUGAACGGGAAAAGAGUCCCAGAUGGGUUUGAGAAUCGAUCGCUACCGCAUUUUCAACAUUAUUCGAAAACUCCAGAAGCGAAGGGUUUCGUUGAAAAUAGUUUCUAUACGGGGUUGACACCCACGGAGUUUUUUUUCCAUACCAUGGGUGGUCGUGAGGGUUUGGUUGAUACUGCUGUCAAGACUGCCGAAACGGGGUAUAUGCAGAGGAGGCUCGUCAAGUCGUUGGAAGAUCUGGUGGUCCAUUAUGAUGGUUCAGUUAGAAACGCUGAAGGAGACAUCGUCCAAGUGAAUUACGGUUGCGAUGGGCUAGACCCUACUUUCAUGGAAGGAAAGGACUGCCCGGUCGAUUUCGACCGCGUCUUGCGUCACGUGCAAGCCAAGUGUCCCUACAGGGAAGAAAACGCCCUCACUGGAGUCCAAAUCCGAAGGGCCACCAACGCUUUCCUGGAAACAGACGCGCUAAACGAGUGCAGCGAAGACUUCAAAAACGAACUCAAAGGCUUCAUGGAAAAGUAUGCCGAAAACGUGGAGAAAAUAGAGCAGAAAUUCGGAAAAAGCAAAGUCGUGAAAGAAAUCGAGAGACUAACGUGCAGCCAAUUGGUCACGUUUUUACAAACCUGUGGCUCUAAAUAUAGUAAGUCUAUCAUAGAACCGGGGACGGCAGUGGGAGCUUUGGCGGCACAAAGUAUAGGGGAGCCCGGUACUCAAAUGACCUUGAAGACUUUUCACUUCGCGGGCGUGGCAAGCAUGAACAUCACGCAAGGUGUACCAAGAAUCAAGGAAAUUAUCAACGCUAGUAAAGAAAUCAGCACGCCUAUUAUAACCGCCAGUCUUACCAACCCCCACGAUAUCGGGUUCGCGCGAGAAGUCAAAGCCCGAAUUGAGAGAACAACCCUUGGCGAAAUCGCGUCGUUCAUCGACGAAAUCUACACCCAACACGACUGUUUUCUGCUGAUUCAGCUGAACUACGACCGAAUUAAGCUGCUACGGCUGGAGAUUAAUGCGGAGACCGUGCGUUACAGCAUCUGUUCGUCGAAAUUGAAACUUAAACCCACGGAAGUUCGUGUGGAAAGUGACACCAUCAUCACGGUUCACCCCAGCGGUAGCAAACACUCUACACGAUAUAAUUUUUCGUUGAAUGAGCUCAUGACGAAAAUACCCAAUGUGGUGGUUAAAGGGUUGCCAACGGUGAACAGGGCCGUAAUUGCGAAAGAGGAAAAGGCGGGACAGACGUUGUAUAAUUUGUGUGUUGAGGGGGAUAAUUUGAGAGAAGUGAUAGCGACGUAUGGAGUCCUAGGCACGAAAACGGUGUCAAAUAAUAUCAUUGAGGUGUACAACACUCUGGGGAUAGAGGCGGCAAGGGAAACUAUAAUGUCUGAAAUCAAAAUGGUGAUGGAAAACCACGGCAUGAGCGUCGAUUAUCGCCAUAUCAUGUUACUGGCGGCCCAGAUGACUCACACCGGGGAAGUUUUGGGAAUCACACGCUACGGUCUAUCAAAAAUGAAACAAUCAAUCCUCAAUCUGGCUUCAUUCGAGAAAACGGCGGACCAUUUAUUCGACGCAGCCUACUACGGACAAACGGACAAGAUCAACGGGGUCUCCGAAAACAUCAUCAUGGGCAUGCCCGCCCCCAUAGGUACCGGGAUAUUCAAACUCCUGCACAAACCCCUCCACGUGGACGAAAACCCCCAAUCAGAACCCCUACUAUUUGAAACUGCUAUUGCUGAAUAAACUAUGUAUUUAAGAACUUUUACAUUAAAAUAGAAAAUAAAUUAA
Zophobas morio is the source of this 4325-nucleotide messenger RNA. RefSeq names its product DNA-directed RNA polymerase III subunit RPC1 (gene Polr3A). Gene Ontology annotation, biological process: DNA-templated transcription. Gene Ontology annotation, cellular component: RNA polymerase III complex. Gene Ontology annotation, molecular function: DNA binding. NCBI's taxonomy places the organism in Eukaryota, Metazoa, Arthropoda, Insecta, Coleoptera, Tenebrionidae. The transcript has 18 exons. The record is from RefSeq and is a predicted model, not a curated record. The coding region runs from base 108 to 4280 and encodes 1390 amino acids.